Paramecium primaurelia is the source of this 1112-nucleotide messenger RNA. NCBI's taxonomy places the organism in Eukaryota, Ciliophora, Oligohymenophorea, Peniculida, Parameciidae. The record is from the annotation of a GenBank genome assembly.
GAUUUUCUGAUGGACUCCUUCGAUCUCUUUCCCCUUGCCUGUGUAGUUAAUAACAAGUUUCUAGCUAUCCAUGGAGGUAUCUCUCCAGAUCUAAAAACGGUAACAAGGUUCUGUAUUUUCGAUUCUAGCUUGAGGAUAUCAAAAAAAUUGAUAGAUACCAUGAACCACCAAGAAGUGGACUCUUUUGUGAUAUUUUAUGGAGCGAUCCAGUUGAUAAUGAUCAAGGAUCAUUGGAAAAUGGAUGGAGAGGAAAUGAAGUAAGAGGUUGCUCAUGGUUUUUUGGAGUCGAUGCAGUCCAUAGAUUUUUACAAAGAAAUAAUCUUAUUUCUGUAAUCAGAGCUCAUGAAGCCCAAUUAGAAGGGUAUAAAAUGCACAGAUGGAAAGGGAGUUCAGAUUUUCCAGUCGUAAUUACUAUAUUUUCAGCUCCUAAUUAUUGCGAUAUAUAUAAGAAUAAAGGAGCAGUGAUCAAAUUUGAAAACAACACUUUAAAUAUUUAAUAAUUUAAAGAUACGCCACAUCCAUACUUGUUACCUAAUUUCAUGGAUGUCUUUUCUUGGUCAAUACCUUUUGUUACAGAAAAAGGUAAACUCAUAAUACUUCAAUUUUUAGUAACUGAAAUGCUAUACAUGCUACUAAAACAUGAAGAUUAAGAUCAAGAGAGUGAAGAUGAAAAAAUUAACCAGCAGGAUAUCGAAAAAUUUAAACAAAUCACUUAAUCUGAAAAAACAAAAGUUUUUGAAAAAAAUAAAUCCCUUCAAAAAUAACUCUCUAAAAGUGGAAAAGAAAAACUUAGAUCUAGGCUAAAGUUUGUAGCUACCAUGAUGAAAAUGCAAAAAACUCUAAGGUCUUCAAAUAUAUUUGUAUUUUCAGAGAAGAAAACGAAAGUAUCGUUUUACUUAAAGGUGCCUGUCCAGACAAAAGAUUGCCGAAAGGAUUGCUGCUCCAAGGCAAAGAAGCAAUUACUGAUGGUAUAUCAUCAUUUUAUUUCAGCUUUAUAAGAAUUUAAUUAUAUGAAAUUAGCAGAUAGCAUUAACGAAAAGAUGCCUAACAUUUAAAUUCCAUAACAGUCCAUUUAAAUAAAAAAACCAGGGCAAUCUUCAAAAAAAAAAUGA